This is a messenger RNA of Crotalus tigris (Tiger rattlesnake), 1102 nucleotides long. Its product is annotated as tyrosine-protein phosphatase non-receptor type substrate 1-like. The record is from RefSeq and is a predicted model, not a curated record. The transcript is spliced from 4 exons. Gene Ontology annotation, cellular component: plasma membrane. Bases 23 to 892 code for a protein of 289 amino acids. Lineage: Eukaryota; Metazoa; Chordata; Lepidosauria; Squamata; Viperidae.
UGUUUCUCCUGCUGCUGUCGGCAUGGCUGCCUUGAGGUCCUUCAAGAGAAUCCCUGGUCCUCUUCAGCUGCUGCUGCUGCUCUUUCUCCCACAAGAUCUGGUCAAGCCAUUCGAGCUCGUGCUUAGAGGUCCCACGGGAAGAAUCACGGCGGGCUCUCCGGCCCCUUUCCAAUGCAUCGCCAAUUACUUCUCCACCAAAGAGAUGAAAGUGGCUUGGAUAAAAGAUGGGAAAGAAAUACAGGCUGCCCAGGAGAGCAACUGCCCUUUUGAAGUGAAGGGGGAAAGUUUUUGCUAUGCGAAAAGCAGCUUGACAAUACCGCUUGGGCAAGGCGACGUGAGGUCACAGCUGACCUGCCAGAUCCAACAAAACUCCUUGGAGGUUCCCUUCCAGCGGACCCUUUCACUUGGUGAGGUCCUAAGAGUUCCUCCCAAAGUCCGUCUGGAGACCAGCCCUCCUUCCCCUGUCCAGCUGAAUGCCCCUGUGAUGGUCACUUGCCUCGCAGAAAGUUUUUAUCCAGACGAUGCAAAAGUGGAAUUAUUUCCCAAGGAUGCCCCUAGCAGAAAAGGAACAGUUGCCCCGAGAAUUUCGAAUCCCGAUGGGACUUUUUCCCUGAAGACCUACCUGGAGAUGGUGGCCACCGAAGACAGGAACUCCUCCAUGUUCCUUUGCAAGGUCCAGCAUAAUUCCCAGCCUUUGGUCAACGAAAGCACCAUCCUCUCCAUUAUCACGCCACUAGAAAGCUCAGAAAAGCAACAAUCCAUCACUGUUCUCUGCAUCUCGUGGUUCCUGAGUAAAGUAGCCUUCUUUCUUUUCGUCUCUUGCUUCUUCGUAAUAAAAAUGAGCAGAUGCAAGAAGCCGAGACCUCGUUCCAGAACAUUCCCUGAAACAUGACAGCCUGGAACCUCAAGUUAGGAAUUCCUGUUCCCAACAGAUUUUCAGGAUGAGAAAGGACCUGAUUAGGGAAUCAGUAAUAAUAUUAUUAAAGUGCUUGUAUAAUGAGCGCUUCACCCUCCCAAAUGUAUAAAGUUAUAAGCCUGUAAAAUCAAUACGGAGAUUGAAAAUAAAUAAAUAACCUUGCUUUGUUUUGCCGUGUCAAAUGAA